Molecule: messenger RNA, 1165 nt
Organism: Talpa occidentalis (Iberian mole)
Lineage: Eukaryota; Metazoa; Chordata; Mammalia; Eulipotyphla; Talpidae
Exons: 8
Coding region: 191-1165 (324 amino acids)
Source: RefSeq, a predicted model, not a curated record
GAAGUCAGUGACUUUACUCACUGUAUCUUCCAAUGAAGACUGAAGGGGAAGGAACCUCAAACUAUGGAAACAUGCUUUUGAAAAGUCUUCACACAGGGUCACUAAUACAGAGGUGGAUUUCAAUUGCAUUACUACACAUGUCUAAGAAGAUUAUUAAAGCAUCUAUCACUGGGGGCCUUUCGGUGGACAGAUGAAUAUGUCUCUGAGGCCAGUCACACAUCAAGGGCCUCCUCACCUCAGAGCAGAGGAGCAAGGCCAGCAGAGGCAGCACAUCCUCGCUGUGUUCCUGCCCAAGCCCGUUCUCCAGCUAGUGAAACCCCAAGGCAAACACACAGUCUUCAAAAUGAGUAAAGAGGUGAUAUAUGUGAAUAGAGAUUUUGCCUAUUCAGAGAAACAGGAUGAAAGACAUGCAACUCACAAAAGGAGAGAAUUUCCAUGGCAUAGCAUUGCAGUAAGUUUGGGGAUUUUAUGUCUUUUACUCCUGUUGGCAACCUCAGGCUUAGGGAUUAUGUUUUUUCAGUGCUCUUCUAAGUGCAAAAUACAAGAUAAGAAACACAGAAAUGAAAAAAAUGCUUCCUCGCCAGCAGUCGAAGAUGACUUAGUCUUAUCACCUAGUAUAGAAAAAGGUGAUACAUGUUAUGGAAAGUGGUCCUGUUGUGGAAAAAACUGCUACUAUUUUUCCAAAGAAGUGAAAACAUGGCAUGAAAGUAAGAAGUCAUGUGAAGGUCGUGGUUCUCAUCUCAUUAAGAUAGAUGACGAGGAGGAGCAGAGUCAGAAGUGGAAACUUUGUGGGAAUGUUGAACGUCAUAUGGUCAUUGGUUCUCUUUCUUCUGACAUAGUCUCUGAGGCCAGUCACACAUCAAGGGCCUCCUCACCUAGAGCAGAGGAGCAAGGCCAGCAGAGCCAGCACAUCCUUGCUGUGUUCCUGCCCAAGCCUGUCCUCCAGCUGGUGAAACCCCAAGGCAAACACACAGCCGCAGGCUUAGGAAUUAUGUGUGAGUAUCAGGAACAUACAUUUCUUAUUGCAACAAUGAGCCAGGAUGAAAAACGAGAUACUGAAACUACUGAACUUCUGCUGAAACUUUGGAAACUACAGAGUCCUGUGGAAAUGUUAGUAGUCACGAUGGUGUGCACGGUAAUAUUGACACUGAUGAUGAUUUUAUGA